This is a messenger RNA of Gasterosteus aculeatus aculeatus (three-spined stickleback), 2578 nucleotides long. Its product is annotated as SEC14-like protein 2. Lineage: Eukaryota; Metazoa; Chordata; Actinopteri; Perciformes; Gasterosteidae. Gene Ontology annotation, cellular component: cytoplasm. The record is from RefSeq and is a predicted model, not a curated record.
UGAUAAUUUGACUUUGAAGGAGCUGCGUCCCCCAUCGGUCCCUCAUCGGUCCCUCUUCCGUCCCUCUUCCGUCCCCCAUCCUCCGGCCGCAGACAUGAGCGGAAGAGCCGGAGACCUCAGUCCUAAACAGGCUGAAGCCCUGGAGCAGUUUCGAGGGAGGAUACAAGACGUUCUUCCUCAACUUCCUGCGCAGGACGACCACUUCCUGUUACGAUGGCUCAGAGCCAGAAACUUUAACCUGCAGAAGUCGGAGGCGAUGCUACGAAAGCAUUUGGAGUUCAGGAAGCAGAUUAAAGUCGACGCAAUACUCACCGACUGGCGUCCGCCAGAGGUGAUCGAGAAGUAUCUGUCGGGAGGGAUGUGUGGGUACGACCGCGAGGGCAGCCCCAUCUGGUACGACAUCAUCGGACCCGUGGACCCCAAAGGCCUCUUCCUGUCCGCCUCCAAGCAGGACUUCAUCAAGUCCAAGAUCCGGGACUGCGAGGCCCUGCAGAAGGAGUGUUCCCUGCAGUCCCAGAGGCUUGAGAAGAACGUGGAGUCAAUCACCAUGAUCUACGACGUAGAAGGUCUGGGUCUGAAGCACCUGUGGAAGCCUGCUAUAGAAACAUAUGGAGAGAUCCUCCAGAUGUUUGAGGAAAACUACCCUGAAGGCUUGAAGAGGCUGUUUGUCAUUAAAGCGCCCAAACUCUUCCCCGUGGCCUUCAACCUGGUCAAGCACUUCCUGAGCGAGAACACGAGACAGAAGAUCUACAUCCUCGGGGCUAACUGGCAGGAGGUUCUGCUGAAGUACAUCGACGAGGAGGAGCUGCCGGCGAUAUACGGGGGCAAACUGACGGAUCCCGACGGAGAUCCUCGCUGCCGCACCAAGAUCAACCACGUCGGCCCGGUUCCCCCCUCCUACUACGUGCGGGACCACGUCAAGGUGGACUACGAGCGGUGCCUGACCGUCAGCCGGGGCUCCUCCCAACAGCUGGACUACGAGAUCCUGUUCCCGGGCUGCGUUCUCAGGUGGCAGUUUGCCACCGAGGGGGCGGACAUCGGGUUCGGCGUGUUCCUGAAGGCUAAGAAGGGCGAGUGGAAGAAAGCCUCUCAGAUGCACGAGGUGGUGCUCAGCCAGCGCUACAACUCCCACUUGGUGCCCGAGGACGGAUCCCUGACCUGUGAGCGGCCGGGAGUCUACGUCCUGAGGUUCGACAACACCUACAGCAUCUUCCAGGCCAAGAGGAUCAGCUUCUCCGUGGAGGUCCUGCUGCCGGACCACAUGCAGUCCCCACACGGGGCGUCCAAAGACCACGAGCCGGCUGCAGGCGACGGCCAAUCGUAACCAAGGACCACGCACAAGGGCCCCCCCCCACCCCCGUGUGCAGGGCAAGCGGUAGCGUUCAGACGCCACUGAGCGCGGCCUGAGAGACUCCAGUUGGACGGAACCGCAACGUGCUGCAAAAAACACACAAGUAUUGAACCCACGUGGAGACAGUUUGACCCUCUGGUCCACGAGCGCUCUGCGGGGGGGGAAGGAGGGACACGCACAACGCGACCAGUAGCGAGUGGUCGUUUAGGACGACAGACCACACGUGUCGUCCACGCACUUCUGUCCUUCGCAGUUGCUAGGAGACGGGAGAACGCAGAUAGCAAGUCGACCUCAAGAGUUCAUCGUCUCAACCAUCGGAGGCCCACCAGCAGCAGCAGCAGGAGGCUCGUGGCUACUUUAGCCCCCCGAUAGCACAGCACGACUGCUGGUGGUCGAGGUGCAUUCUGGGAAAUGUAGGCUGUGGAAGGAGUGCAAUGGUUGAUCUUCUGAACGCUUCCUUGUGUGUCCAUCAGUGUUAGUUUCACAUCGUGUUUUAAAAAGCUACCGAGACAAUCAGGUCACCGCCGAUUAGACACAGAACAAGAGACAUAUUCAUUUGUUUCCUUCAGACACAGAGAAACAUUUUCAAUAGAUAUGUUUGUGUAUAAAUAUAAAUAUUUACCAGCAUCAGUUUAUUUAAAUUAAAGUAUGAUUAGUUUAGUUUGAGAUGUUUCUGUUUUAUUAGAAUCAUUGGAAAGUCAAACACUGGACAUGUUGUUUAAAAAAAAAGAAUUACACAUGGAAGCUUAUUUAAUAAUUUUUUAUGAGUUUUUAAAUUCAGAUCUUGCAUCAUUAUUGCUAUUAGCAUUUCUUGCUCAUUGGAUGUGCCUCUGGUUGGCUCAUAAACAUUCCUUAAACUAUGUCUUCAAUGCUAAUUUAUUUCCAGAGAAUGAAAGAAUAUUUAUUUGCUAUUUACACAUAUUUAUCAAGUAUACAAUAAAUAGUAUUACAUUAUAUUCAUGUCGACUUGUUUCCAGUGAAUGUUUAUGAAGAUAUUUGACUCUCUCACGAUAACUGAAUGUAAAUGGGGUCAGAAUUAUUCUCCUCAUAUUCAUAAUAGAAACAGUACUGAAUAAACCAUGGGAGGGACCCUGGAGGGACCCUGGUUAGUCCUGAGGAAAGAUACAUAAGGGCCUUACUGUUCAAACUGUGUUGAUAAAUAUCUUUUCUCACACGAUAAACUCAAAAUAACUUUAAGAUGAGUAAAUAAAAGGUGUUGACACUUUG